Messenger RNA from Lichtheimia ornata, 2115 nucleotides. RefSeq lists its product as uncharacterized. Gene Ontology annotation, molecular function: ATP binding; poly(A) binding; protein kinase activity. NCBI's taxonomy places the organism in Eukaryota, Fungi, Mucoromycota, Mucoromycetes, Mucorales, Lichtheimiaceae. Gene Ontology annotation, biological process: mRNA processing; protein phosphorylation; nuclear-transcribed mRNA poly(A) tail shortening. The transcript is spliced from 14 exons. The coding region runs from base 1 to 2115 and encodes 704 amino acids. Gene Ontology annotation, cellular component: P-body; PAN complex. The record is from RefSeq and is a predicted model, not a curated record.
AUGCAGAACCACAUUGUUAUCCCGCCUCAAUCCCCAUCUGCAAUCCCCAUUGUCGCUCCUUCCGAUGCUACCGUCAACAGCUCAACAACGUCGACUAUCAACAAGCCACCCUCAAAACCCGUAUCCAAAGGCAACACCAACGCAAAAAGGCUGUGUCGAAAUGUUAUCAUACAUGGCUUUUGUAAAUUUGAAGGAAAAGGGUGCGAGUUCAAUCAUGAAGCGAACAAACCAUCACCACCCCAGGAAAAGGCUGAAAUCAACGGCAAGGUGCGUCUUCCCCGCACAGGAUCAGGCGUCUUUUCAUCCAUGUCAGCAGAAAGCAUCAAUGCACCCGUUUUUGUACCUAAAUCGACACCUAUAACUGUAUCAGCAGCAACAACGGCACCUUCAUCGAUGACUGCAUCACCGUUGGCUAAUAAUGUCACCACCAAUAACGGCAACAGCAAUAAUACAGCAGCAGCAACAGCAACAACAACAUCCACAGCAGGGACUACGGGCACAUCAUCAAUCUCCAUGCAGCAAUCAGACAUGCACGAAUCAAAAAGCCGCAUCACAUCCACCGAUAGUCAGUCUUUUGGAUACACGCAAGACAUGUCAAAUAUGACGAAUAGCUUCUCCAAUUUUGGAUUAUCCAAUGAUGGAUCUACAUCGCCAGAGCAAGCACAAUCACCUACACAAAUGAUGGCAAGUAUGGGGAUGAUGCAACCUGAUCCCUAUUAUUAUAUGAAUGCACCCGUUUUUGCUCGUCAACCGUUACAAUAUCACCUCUACGCAUCUAAUGCUCCACCUGUUUCGAGGCUUCUUCCACACCACCGCACCAUCCAAUCAUUCUUCAUGCCCGAUAAUCUACGAGAAGAGCUUACACAACGAAACGAGACAACGCUCAUGUCGGCACCAGCUCAUGAUCUUGGCUUACCACAAGAAGUGCAUGUGUAUCAUUCCCUGUAUCCUCUUCAACAUUCACAAUUGGCAAUGCCAGGAGAAGUAAGCUCAUUCUUUGGAUAUCCCACAUCUGUGUACAAGGCUGUUUCUAGUGCAGAUGGACGCACUUAUGUAUUAUAUAGGAUUGAUGGAUUCCGGUUGUCCAAGGAGCGUGCUAUGAGUUUUGUGGAACAAUGGCGAAAGGUGCAGCAUUGCAACAUUAUAUCCAUCCACGAAGCAUUCACUACAAGAGCUUUUGGAGACGCAUCUCUCGUUUUUGUUUACGACUAUUUUCCUUGUGCACGAACAUUGCAUGAUGUGUACAUGACACCCCAAGGACAAAUGACAUUGCAAGGAGAGCUACGAACCAAAAAGAAUGGCAAGACAAUUGUCUCUGAGGAAACCAUAUGGAGCUAUAUCGUGCAGCUUGUAUCAGCCAUCAAAACAGCACAUGCCGCAGGAUUGGCUAUACGGAGCAUAGAUCCAAGCAAGAUCCUUGUUACAAGCAAGCAUAGGAUACGAGUCAAUUGUGUGGCAGCAUUGGAUGUGAUGGAUUAUGAGACCAAAGACAGCGUUUGCAGUGCUGAGAACCGUGAGCAGGAUUUCAUUGCGUUGGGCAAAUUGAUAUUGGCGCUCGCUUGCGGAUCACCCAUGGCACAUCAGCACCUUCCCGAAUGCAUAGAAACCAUAUCACAAGAUUAUUCUGAGGAUCUCAAGGAUGUCAUACUUUACCUUAUCACGUCAGAGGAAGAAGACAAGGAUGUUGACGAAUUGGUGGCAAUGAUUGCGCCGCAUGUAUUGGAUGAAAUUGAUCGUAGUCAAUCAUACAAUGACUCUUUUGAAAACGAAUUGAGUCGAGAAUUAGAGAAUGGUCGACUGGUACGACUUUUGAUAAAGAUGGGCUUCAUCAACGAACGACCAGAAUUUGACAUGGACCCUGGAUGGUCAGAGACCGGUGAUCGAUAUAUUAUCAAACUCUUUCGAGAUUAUGUAUUCCACCAAGUCGAUGAAAAUGGUACUCCUGUAAUUGACAUGGUACAUGUUUUGACAUGUUUAAACAAGCUUGAUGCUGGUUUAGAUGAAAAAAUGAUGCUCAUGUCACGAGACGAGCAAUCUUGUUUGAUAGUUAGUUACAAAGAAGUCAAGAAUUGUAUCAUAGCCGCAUUCAAAGACCUGACAUCAGGCAGGAAAUAA